AUGUCAUCUGAAGACGCGCAAGACAACGGAAGUUCUGAUGUAAUUGUUUGGAACGAUGGAGCACUCACUGCCGAAACCUCUCGGCCCAAUUAUGACUCGUUUGGGGCAGAAGCCGGUCAUGAUAGUUCGCUUUUCCCAACUCCUAUUACGAUUCCCCCUCCGCUGGUGCCACUUAUAGACGAGAUCGUUGGCCGAGGAAGAACCAUAUCCUUGUUCACCCUAGACCCUUAUCCUCAACAUCCAAACCAGCCGUCUCCGGAUUCACAGACGCUCUACACGGAAACGGCGAUUGGCCGCCCGUUACUACCGUUGCAAGGGUCCCGGAAUAGGCCCGUGUACACAAACAAUACUUUGAAAGAGCGCGCAGAGUAUGAGGCCCAUCGUCUAGUUCAUCAGGUCAAGAGCUUUACAGAGUCGGGACAAACAUGCUUCAUUCACUACUCUCAAACCAGCAACUCCACUGCGCUACGCGAUGCUUUCGCUGCUUGCUCUCUACACACAACACGUAACUCAGUGAAUGCAUCCCUUGUGGCAUCGGAGAUAUCACGACGAGCAGAACUACUCAUACGGGCUACAGACGCAGCAAUCGAGCUAUGUCCUCCGAGCUCUCAGUCGACCAUAAGUCUUAAACUGCUGCCCUCUAUACAGGCCAUGCUGAUGUAUCAGUGCAUCCGGCUAUUCUCUGGCGACAACUCACAGCAAGAACAAGCUCAGCAGGACGCCAAGUCACUCUCCAGAUGGAUCGAUGUUUUGCAGGCACAGACGUCGGAAGUUUCCUCCAACAAUUCGAUGCUUAGUCGUUCUUGGGAAGACUGGGUCCGGGAAGAGAGCAUCCAGCGAACCAUGAUCGUUGCAGACCUUGUUGAGAGUAUUUACACUUUUCUCAAAUUCGGCUGGUAUCAACCCAGUCCAAGGCUAUCCGAGCUAAGUUUCACAGGCCAUGCAGCGAUAUGGAACGCAAGGUCGCUGGCGGAGUGGCAACAAGCCAUAGAGCAAAAGACGUGGCUCAGAUUGGAGAUGUCGAGGUUUCGUGAUAGUGUCAAGGGGGUUUCUUUACAUGAGCUUGAUGAAUUGGGUAUUAUGAUUCUGGUCAGUUAUGAGGGCUUUGAGGUGUUGAAGGAGUGGGCUGGUGAUGAUAAGAAGAUGCUUGAGAAAUGGGGUUUAAGCUCUGGAGAUAAUAAUCCAUUUGAAUAA
This is a messenger RNA of Fusarium mangiferae, 1194 nucleotides long. RefSeq lists its product as uncharacterized. The transcript has a single exon. The record is from RefSeq and is a predicted model, not a curated record. Lineage: Eukaryota; Fungi; Ascomycota; Sordariomycetes; Hypocreales; Nectriaceae. The coding region runs from base 1 to 1194 and encodes 397 amino acids.